This is a messenger RNA of Blumeria graminis f. sp. triticale, 1575 nucleotides long. Lineage: Eukaryota; Fungi; Ascomycota; Leotiomycetes; Helotiales; Erysiphaceae. The record is from the annotation of a GenBank genome assembly.
AUGGUAUCAAAGAUCAUUUUAGCGAUAUUUCCCGUCCUAUUUGCAACAUACACGUCUGCUGUUCCAUUAAUUAGCGUUGAGGGAGCCAAUUUUAUCGAGAGCGCCUCAGGAAAUCGAUUUCAAGUAGUUGGAGUAGCAUAUCAGCCCGCCGGAAGCUCUGGAUAUAACCCUGGAUCUGGUGUAGAUCCAUUAAGCGAUGGAAGCACCUGUCUUAGAGAUGCUGCCUUAAUGCAACAGCUAGGCAUCAAUACAGUUCGAGUGUAUAAUGUAGACCCCAAGAUUAAUCAUGAUCUUUGUGCAUCUAUAUUCAAUCAAGUUGGUAUUUAUUUAAUGAUCGACGUCAACUCACCACUUUCGGGAGAAAAUAUUAAUCGGCUCGAACCUUGGACGUCGUACUACGGAGCAUACUUGAGUCGAAUAUUCUCGGUUGUUGAGGCAUUCAAGAAUUACCCAAAUACUCUUCUUUUUUUUGCUGGCAAUGAAGUAGUAAAUGAUGUCGAAACAGGUGAAUCAACGCCUCCCUACCUAAGGGCUGUUACUCGAGACCUUAAAAAUUACAUUUCCAAAAACUCCAAACGUAAAAUUCCAGUUGGAUAUAGUGCUGCAGAUGUUAGAGAAAAUCUCUUUGACACGUGGAACUAUUUGCUCUGCUCAACGACUGGCGAAGAUGAUGACCCAUCGCGAGGAGACAUUUUUGCCGUUAAUAGUUACAGCUGGUGUGGUGAUUCUAGCAUUACUGAGUCAGGAUAUGACACCUUGUUAGCUGGCUUUGCUAACACCAGUGCACCGGUCUUUUUUUCGGAGUAUGGAUGCAAUACCCCGGCUCCUCGUGUCUUCAGCGAAGUUCCGGCAAUUUAUGGCCCAGUGGUCUCUCCUGUACUAUCUGGUGGAGUAGUAUACGAGUUUUCACAAGAGCCCGCAAACUUUGGACUCGUUGAACUAAAAGCUGAUGGCUCUGCUCAAGUAAAUUCUGAUUUUGAGACGCUACAAAAGCAAUUCGGGAAACUCGACCGGAAAUCAAUACAGGGAACGAAGCCGGAAAAAAACAAGUCUAAGCCACCAGUCUGCAGCGCGUCCUUAAUAACGUCUCCCAAGUUUAAUCGAAGCUUCAAGAUUCCCGUUCCUCCACCAGGGGCGCAGGAGCUCAUCGACAAUGGCGUUCCUAAUCCACCGGUAGGUAAAAUUAUACCCGUGACUAACACGGCGGUAAAGCAAAAAGUGCUUCGCAGCAACGGAGACCCGAUGACAAACUUGAAGAUUAGACCGUUGGCACAGAACGACACCGACAGCUCUCCGAACACGGGGAAUUCAAGUGAUACUGAUCGCACUAUCAAUGAUGCUCAACCGAGCCCUAAUGAUCCAGGUCCGCCCCUUAAUGACACCAAAACUCCUCCUAAAAUCAGUAGGCCAGAGCCCAAUAACGACGUUAUGAACCCAGCAUCGGUACCAGCCAAUAUCGCAGCAUCAACACCCGCCACAAGCAAACAAACCGACGCGAAAUCCAUCGGAUCAGAGAAGGCUCAAGUCAGCUGGACUCUAGUAGCAGCUUUGAUGAUGCUUUACUUGAGUAAUUAA